AUGACAGCCGGGACAGUGGUCAUCACUGGGGGCGUCCUGGCCACUGUCAUCCUACUGUGCAUCAUCGCCGUCCUCUGCUACUGCCGGCUCCAGUACUACUGCUGCAAGAGGGACGAGUCGGAGGAGGACGAGGAGGAGCCCGACUUCGCCGUGCACUCCCAGCUGCCCCCGCUGCCCUCCACCCGUAGCCUGGUGCUCACCAACGGGCCCGGGCUCUACCCGGCUGCCUGCAGCUCCGCCGGCCAGCGGUCCCCACAGGCCCGCGCCCUGUGCCGCAGCUGCUCCCACCACGAGCCGCCCUCGUUCCUGCUGCAGGAGCCCGAGGACGACGAGGAGGAGGGCCUGUGCAACGGCGGGCAGCGCAUGGUCUACACUAGCCUCAGCCAGGACGACCUGCAGUUGCCCCCGAGCGGGAGCUUUGGGGGGCUGCAGGCCCUCAACCCCAACCGCCUCUCCACCAUGCGCGAAGCCUUCGCCCGGAGCCGCAGCGUCAGCACUGACGUGUGA
Messenger RNA from Ochotona curzoniae (black-lipped pika), 507 nucleotides. RefSeq names its product family with sequence similarity 163 member B (gene FAM163B). The coding region runs from base 1 to 507 and encodes 168 amino acids. The record is from RefSeq and is a predicted model, not a curated record. NCBI's taxonomy places the organism in Eukaryota, Metazoa, Chordata, Mammalia, Lagomorpha, Ochotonidae. The transcript has 2 exons.